CUGUUUGUGUUAAUAUCAGAGAGUGUACGCCCCUUAUCAUCUUUAUUGCUGCUGCUGCAUACUUAUUGACCAGUGAGUCUUUCCUUUCCUCAAAUCACUUUCUGAGUCUCCAGACCUCCACCUGUUCACCAUACAGGAUGUUGACGUUUACGUUGUUGCUCCUGGCUUUGUCAAGUCUCCAUGCUGCCCCACUGAGGGAUGAUGUAGUGGCACCCCCUAGAGGUAGGCUUCAGGAUCGCAGGGUCCUGGUUCUGCCCCGGAGCUUCCCAGUUAGGGAUCAUGUUGUGUCAUCCCCUAGAGGUAUACUUCAGGAUCGCAAGGUCCUGGUUCUCCCAGUGGAGGAGCGCAGACAGGGAACAGAGCCCUCCAGACGCUUCCUCAUGGACCUGAACACCGGCCUCGUCAAGGAACAUAUCAACGAGAUGGACAGGAGAGUGGGACUAGUGUACACUCCUUCCUCUGUGGAUGAGUUCAGACAGGGAACCGAGAACUCCCAGAAAACUCUGGUGGACAUCAGGAGCGGACGCAUCAUCAAACCUGUCGGAGAGAUGGAGAGAAGCAUGAUAAUGACUCCUCAGGAGCCUAUGGAGGUCCCAGUCCCAGUCCAGAGGAGAGUGGGAGGAUGGGUGAGGGCUGAUGUUCUGCCCGGGAGUCUCUCAGUGGAGGAACGCAGACAGGGAACAGAGCCCUCCAGACGCUUCCUCAUGGACCUGAACACCGGCCUCGUCAAGGAACACGCCAGUGAGAUGGACAGGAGAGUGGCACCAGUGUACGUUCCUUCCUCUGUGGAUGAGUUCAGACAGGGAACCGAGAACUCCCAGAAAACUCUGGUGGACAUCAGGAGCGGACGCAUCAUCAGGCCUGUUGGAGAGAUGGAGAGAAGCAUGAAACAGAUACUUCAGGAUGAGAGAGACAGAUUACAAAAUGUGAGGCUGGUCGAGGCUGAGGUCCGGAGCGUCCCAGUGGAGGAACGUAGACAGGGAACAGAGCCCUCCAGACGAUUCAUUAUGAACCUGAACACCGGCCUAGUCAAGGAACACGUCAGCGAGAUGGACAGGAGAGUGGCACCAGUGUACACUCCUUCCUCUGUGGAUGAGUUCAAACAGGGAACCGAGAACUCCCAGAAAACUCUGAUGGACAUCAGGAGCGGACGCAUCAUCAGGCCUGUUGGAGAGAUGGAGAGAAGCAUGAAACUGACACCUCAGGAUGACAGGCUGCUGAGUGCUAAGGCUGAGACUCACUCAGAGAAAGAGUGUGUUGGUGAGGUCAUCGAUGGCCACUGCUAUCAGUUCAACCCCACACUAAUGACCUUCAGUGAGGCAGAGUCCUCCUGUAGCAUUCUCUCCCCUCACGGACACCUGGCCUCCGUAACCAACGGCGACCUGCACUCCAGCCUGGUCUCCAUGGUGACCAGGGCCACCAAGAGUUCCGUCCUCACCUGGCUGGGUGGAGUCGUGAAGGAUAAGCAGUCAGAGUGGACCGAUGGGUCCCCCUGGGGCUACAGUGACUGGAUGCCCGGUCACCCAGACACCCAGACAGACAAGCAGGCUUGUCUGGAGAUGUUCAGAAUUGAUGAGAGCUGGUGGACAGCAGUGGACUGUGAACUGAAGAGAGCUUCCAUCUGCUCCUUCCCCAUGGCAGCAUAAGAGGCCUGCACUAACUGUAGAAUUAGAAUAAGUAGAAUGGACAUUACAAUUCACUAUGAAUGGGAGUUGCCACUCGAUUGAGACCCACACAAUAGAGAAUGCUGUUCAUGUUUGGGUGCGUACAGUCUUUGCCUCUGUCUGUUAUAAGCUGUCGGUGUAGUGAAGCACUUCACUUAUCUAUUGGUAAUUACCCCCCCCUUCCCCCAUAACACAUCUGCAUCCUGUUUGUAUUAAGUUGUAUGUCCUUCUUAAAAUAAAAACAGAGCAUUUUA
Molecule: messenger RNA, 1918 nt
Organism: Oncorhynchus gorbuscha (pink salmon)
Lineage: Eukaryota; Metazoa; Chordata; Actinopteri; Salmoniformes; Salmonidae
Exons: 12
Coding region: 138-1646 (502 amino acids)
Molecular function (GO): signaling receptor activity
Source: RefSeq, a predicted model, not a curated record